This is a messenger RNA of Botrytis porri, 1101 nucleotides long. RefSeq lists its product as uncharacterized. The transcript has 3 exons. Lineage: Eukaryota; Fungi; Ascomycota; Leotiomycetes; Helotiales; Sclerotiniaceae. Bases 1 to 1101 code for a protein of 366 amino acids. The record is from RefSeq and is a predicted model, not a curated record.
AUGGCUGGUGUACCACCCCCCGGCCCCCCGGCUGGAACCCUAAUCAACGGCGCGCCAGCAAGUAGAAUCACCGCUUCGAUGAACACCCUUUCCCUGCUCCCCAUCCUCCGCAACACAACCAUGCGACCCAAUCGCAACCUACUCGUCGGACCCCGACGCAUCCUAAACGAAGAAGCAUGGCUCGCCACCCAAGUCGGUACUCUCCAAGCGCAUCCCUGCACCAAUUGCAGAAAGGGAAAUGGUCCGUUUACCGAUUGUGUGUUGGCGGAUGGCCAUUUUAAAGAGGCGUGUACGAGUUGUUAUUAUGGGAGACAGGGCAGCAGAUGCUCGUUGAGACAUGAACAUCAAAACGCAGUAGCUCAUCUUCAAGCAGAAGCUGAAGAUGCUCCUGACAUUCCGGGCAUGGCGCCUGCGAAUAAUUUCGGUGGCCAGAUCGGGGAUUUGGCUGGAUUGGCUGUCGGUAUUGCGCAACAGGGCAUUGGUGCUAUUGUUAUCCCUGCGCAGGGAGUGCCUCCUGCAGCGAAUGUUCCUCGUGGGGGAGGCACCGGUGGCGCGAAACGUAUUGCGCCGUUAUUGGUGGGACCGGUGGGUAUUGGAUUGGCUAGUGCAGCUGCGGCUGCGGCGAUUUUGGUGGCUUUGCAAGGCCCUGGUGUGUUUGGAAGAACUAAUGCGUCCAGAGCGCGUGCUGCUAGAGGUUUGAGUGAUGCGGAUUUGGAGGCGCAUAGGAUUAGGUUGACUGCUGAGUUGGCGAGAGCUUCGGCUGAGUUGGAUGCUGUUAGGGGAGAGCAGAUGGAUAGGGAGGCUUUGAGAGAUCAACAUGGGGAAGAGGUAGAAGAGGAAGAAGAGGACGAUGAAAAAGAAGAAGAGGAAGAAGAGGACGAUGAAAAAGAAGAAGAGGAAGAAGAGGACGAUGAAAAAGAAGAAGAGGAGGGGGAAGAAGAUGAUGAUGAAGAAGAAGAAGAAGUUGCUGCGCUGCCAGCCAAAAAGCCGAAGCAUGGAAAGAAAAUAAAGAAACAAAAAUAUACAUAUAUAAGAGUUCGACGACUAGAGAGUCGGGCAAGAGAGGAUUUGGGGUUGUUAACUUGGAGUACGAACCGUUAA